CUCUCCCUCUUUCUCUGUCUCUCUUUCAAGACACCAGGAGAGCUAUAUAUUUGAUCAUUUUGAUUCUGUGCUGUUGCAUCAUCUGUCAAAAUAAAGGCCAACUGAUAAUAAGAUUGUCUGUGAGGGCUGAAGAGAAACUGAUGAUGAAUGAAGAUCAGGUGAAAGAGAUAAUCCAGAGAUGGAGAAAUACUCAAGAAGACGAUCUGAAGCCUGAGGACUACCAGCAGUUCAAGACUUUGGGAUGUGCCAGUCUCAGUGAGGGUGAAAGUCAACAGCUCUUAAAAUUCAUACAAGAUGAGAAAAACCAGGUUAUUGUGAAAUCUAUGGGCUGUGUUAUACUGGCACCUCUUCUAAACGAAGUUGUAAAAAAAGCUAAGGGUCUGGAUCAAUACCAAGCUGCCAUCACACAUCUGACCAGGACUUGCAGGCCAAAUGAACUCCUGGAUUGCAUGCUUGAAAUAAUUGAAGGCAUUGAUCCAGGUGCCAUUUCCGAGACAAUCCUAGCCCUUCUUCCGCAUCUUCAAUCAGUACUUCUCCGACUGGAUGAGGGGAAGGCAGCCUGUGUGGGCUCGACUCUGUCGGCCCUGCAGAAGCAGCUGUCCCGGCUGCCUGUGCCUUACACGGAGCAGCAGGAGGAGGCUGAUGAGUACGGCCUGUGCCGCUGCAGCGCUGCCUUGACUGUGUUCACAGAACCUUUUGUGGAGGUGGUGAAAAGGACAGACGGAAAUUGUGCUGCUACAGCUGAAGAUGAGGAGCUAAAGAUUGAGCUUCUGAAGUUCUGCAUGAGGAGUUUGAGAGAGCCUUUGCUUGAGGCUGAACUGAAGCACGACAGAAGAUCACCAUUGUGGCUCUUUGCAGUAGAGAUAAUGGUCACACUUUCUGCAAUCAAAGAGCCUCUUCCGGAGCUCUUAUUCUUCAGCUCACUGAGGAAAAACAUCCUGAUGGACAAUAAUCAGUUCAAGGAGGCAAGAGCAUGUCUGGCUUAUCUGCUGUUUGUUCAGCUCAUUACCAUUGACAACUUUCCAGCAGUGUUUAGCCAUGUGUUUAUUCUCCAGUGCAACAUGGAAUACAUCAGUCAGCUGCUCAGCAGCAAAAAAGAAUCACAUUUGCUCAAAGGAUUGGCGCUGUUCACAAAAAGCUUGGAGCGUGUGCAGGACAACAGCCUCCCAGUGAGUCUGCUGGAUCUGAAGAGCUUCUACAGUGUGACACAGAACCUGCGGCGAGUUCUUACCGACUGUCCAAUACAGCACUUGAGAGAAUCGGGCCUGCAGGUUUUCCAGGUAUUCAUCAAUAAAUUAGAUGCAGAAGCAAAGCACAAAUUCUUCAGGUGCAUGUUAAAAACCAGCAAUCACGCAGGAAUAGAAAGUUAUAUAAUCAAGAACAUCAGGAAUCAAUUUGAACUUUCUAUGAAGUGGGGUAACGCCAAUGAGUGGUUCUUGGGAACGGAGUUUAUUUCACUGAUGACACUGGUGCUGUGCUUGCCACAAGGUGCUCAGACAGAUUUGCUCAGCAGUAUGGACAAGAUAAUGGAGAGCCUAAAUCUGCUACGCUAUGUUCUUAUCAGAGACGAAGAGCUGAGAACCAAUGAAGAUGUGUGGGAAGAGUUGUGCAGGAUCAAAGAGGAAUACCUAAAAAUGCUGCGUGUAUGUAUCAGCAUAUCAAGAGCGUAUUAUUCCUCUGAACUGAAAGCACUGAGGGAGGACCAAAAGCUAAAAGCAAAAGAAGCCAGAGAUGCUGCUCGACCCACUAAAUUAGUCAAAAGCAUCACAGUAAGGAAGGAGAAAGUGUCCAACAUGUCCCCGGAGGUCCAGCAUCAGGUGCUGCAGAGUGCUUUGGUGACAUUUGACCUCAUGGAGAGUCUUAUAGUCCGAAUCGAAGAGAUCACAGAGGAAAAGCAGAACAAACUAAACUGAGGCUCUGAAUUCAGACCCUUCAAUAUUUUUCUAAAUAUAUCUUUAUUUGGUUUGCUUUGUUUGACUGAAUAAAGUGUGUGCUUAUAUACAAGAAUGUAUACAAGAUGAUACUAUAUACUGAAAUGUCUGCUUUUCUAUGUUCAGCACAUUGGGCUCCUGCUGGUUAGCAUUAAAUAAAACAUGUCGAAUCACC
Molecule: messenger RNA, 2106 nt
Organism: Maylandia zebra (zebra mbuna)
Lineage: Eukaryota; Metazoa; Chordata; Actinopteri; Cichliformes; Cichlidae
Gene: glmnb
Product: glomulin, FKBP associated protein b
Cellular component (GO): cytoplasm
Molecular function (GO): ubiquitin-protein transferase inhibitor activity
Source: RefSeq, a predicted model, not a curated record